UUAAAAAAUUCUGAAUUGAAGAAUCUUUGUUGUUAUUUUCUUCUUCAGUUUUUUUUGCUGGUAAUGGUGGUCAUCAUGGUCAUUAUCCAUAUAUAUUAUUUAUAGCCAUCGAUGAUGAUUAUUGCAAUAGAAAAGAAAAUUUUGAAUUAUUUUUCACAGAUUUUAGAAGCGAAUAAAAAAAAUUAUUUGCAAUAAAUUAAAAGAUAUUAGUUCUCUGAGAAUGUACCAAAGCGGAUGGUGUUGUUUGAACACAAUGUCAUCAUCUCCAUCAUCCACAACAUCAUCGGCGUUGUCGUCGUCAUUGUUGUUUUUGUUGUUUGAUCCUUUGAUCAUGGCCAUCAUCGUCAUCAUCACGAUGAUCAAUAUCUAUCAGUAGUCGUUGGUUGUAUCGUGUUUCGUUUAGUUUCGUUGUUUUCAUCAUUCUCAUUUGUCAUUCCAUAAAAAUCAUUCAAUCAUUUGUCGGCAUAUUCAACAUUAAUCUGACAUUAUCGUUUCCUUUUUUCUCAAUGACUAUGAUGAUGAUGAUGAUGAUGAUGAUACAACGAUUACCAAGGACUAAUUCAUUGAUUCAAUCGAUUAUUGGGGUUAUGAUAAUAAUCAUAUGUUAUGGAACAAUAACAACAGUAGAAACAUCACGUUAUCUUUUAACGAAAAAACCAGGUUGUUCAGAGGCUGAUCAACGACGUGUGGAUCAAAUUGCAGCAAAAUUCUAUGCUCCAGGGCCAAAUGCACCAUAUUUUCCAACAAAUUAUGCUGAACUACGUCCAUUUUGUCGUGAAAUACGUAAUGUUUCGAAAACAAUUGAAUCAUUUAUGACACGAUGUUUCACAAAAGAGGUGGUUCAAUAUGCCAAGAUUAUUUUCUACACCGUUAAUCGUCAGAUGCGUAAUUAUUGUACAAAACGUUCGAAACGAUUAUCAUCAUUGUUGAAAAUUGCACCAUGUAUUAAUCGUCAUUUACGAACCGAAACUAUUUGUUUGGAUAAUUGGCUGAAAGAUUUCUCACGGAUACCGGAUCUAGAAGUGGAUAAAGAUAAAAUUAUUCAUGGUUGUUGCUUAACAGCUGAUGCUUAUCUUUGUUUCGAUGAUCUGAUUGAAAAAUAUGAAUGUAGCCGUAAAAAUCGUGAAACCAUUUUGGAUUUCAUAACGAAUAUUUCCAGUGAUAUACAAACAGUUUGUGGUGAAUACACUCAUGUAACGGAUGCAUGUGAUACGAAAAAACCAUUGAAAUUUAAACAAAAUUCUAAAUUUAAUUCAACAACAUUAAAAUUGAAUGGAAAAAAUUCAUUGGAUCCAAUUACACGACGACAAAAGGCAUUACGAUUCAAAACACCAAUGUUUGUUUUAAUUGAUUUACUUGAUUCAUUUGUUGAUCCUGAUUCAAUUAUUGGAUAA
Molecule: messenger RNA, 1394 nt
Organism: Dermatophagoides farinae (American house dust mite)
Lineage: Eukaryota; Metazoa; Arthropoda; Arachnida; Sarcoptiformes; Pyroglyphidae
Source: RefSeq, a predicted model, not a curated record